Alligator mississippiensis (American alligator) is the source of this 2152-nucleotide messenger RNA. RefSeq names its product retinol saturase (gene RETSAT). The record is from RefSeq and is a predicted model, not a curated record. The transcript has 11 exons. Lineage: Eukaryota; Metazoa; Chordata; Crocodylia; Alligatoridae. The coding region runs from base 171 to 1994 and encodes 607 amino acids.
UCAAGAGAGGGAGACUCAGCAAGUGUAGAAAUCUCUGGAGGUCACCCUGACUGUGCCUUUAAGAGGCAGAGUCUGAACCAGCCAGCUGAGUCAGCUGCAGGGAGGAAGGGCUGUUUAAUUCAGCCCAUAGUUGUUGCUGGGUCGCUGGGAAGAGGGACAGAACUGGAAACAUGUGGCUGUACGUGAUCCUGCUCCUUGUCUUGCUUCUCCUGGCAUUCUGGAGUUUCUUCAGCAGCAAAUCCCCAAACCCCUUCUCUGUGGAUGUCAGGAGACCACCAGCUCCUCCGGUGACCGACAAGGACAUUCGGAAGAAGGUGCUCAAGCAAGCCUUCUCUGCAGACAAGGUGCCUCAAAACCUCGACGCUAUUGUGAUCGGAAGUGGCUUUGGGGGCUUGGCUGCUGCCGUGGUCCUCUCUAAAGCUGGGAAGCGAGUGCUGGUACUGGAGCAGCACAGCAGGGCGGGUGGCUGCUGCCACACCUUUAGCAAGAAGGGCUUCGAGUUUGACACAGGUAUCCAUUACAUUGGGAGGAUGCAAACAAACUCCCCAGUGCGCAUCCUGCUAGACCAGCUCACCGAGGGACAGCUGCAGUGGGCCAAGAUGCCAGAUGUCUUCGAUGCUGUCAUCCUGGGGGAGCCUGGCAAUGGUAAAACCUAUCGCCUGCACAGUGGGACCAAGGAGUACUAUGAAGAGCUGAAGAAGCAGUUUCCUGGUGAAGAUGCCGCUAUUGAGAAAUUUGCAAAGCUGAUCAAGACCAUUGCCCAUAGAAAUGCCUUCUUUCCUAUCCUGAAACUCCUCCCUCUGCCCGUGGCCAAGUUACUGAGCAAAACAGGCCUGCUGGGCUGGUUCUCUCCUUUCAUCAAAAUGGCAUCCCGAAGCCUGAGUGAAGUGGUCAAUGGACUCACCACCAACGAGGAGCUCCGAGCUGUGUUCUGCUAUAUCUUCCCCACGUAUGGAACACUUCCAUCCAACACCAGCUUCAGCCUGCAUGCCUUCCUGGUGGACCACUUUCUCAAAGGAGGGUGGUAUCCUAGUGGAGGUGCCAGCGAAAUUGCCUUCCACACCAUCCCCAUCAUCAAGCGGGCUGGUGGGGCCGUGCUUACCAAAGCGAUGGUGCAGAACAUUCUGCUGGACUCAGAAGGCAAAGCCUAUGGUGUGAGCGUAAUGAAAGGCCAACAACUCGUGAAUGUCUUUGCCCCCAUUGUGAUUUCUGAUGCUGGAAUAUUUAACACGUAUGAGCGGCUCCUGCCAGAGGCAGCACGAGCUUUACCUGGUAUUCAGGCUUCUCUUCGCAUGGUGGAACACGGCUUAGGAGGGCUCACUGUUUUCAUAGGUAUUGUAGGCUCCAAGGAAGAACUGGGACUGGAAGCCACAAACUACUAUAUCUACCCAGAGAGCAACUUGGAAAAACUAAUGAAACACUACCUUGCUGCAUCCAGAGAUGAGGCCGCAAAGAACAUCCCUGUGAUGUAUGUUACCUCUCCAUCAGCCAAGGACCCAACCUGGGAGGAAAGAUUCCCAGGCAAGUCAACCCUGAUUGUUGUGUCGUUUGCGCAAUAUAAGUGGUUUGAGGAGUGGAAAGAUGAGCGGGCCUCUAAGAGGGGAGUGGAGUACGAGGGCCUCAAAGACACUUUUGUGAACUCCAUUAUGGAGACCAUCUUCAAGCUCUACCCAGCCAUCAAGGACAAGAUUGAGUAUGUAUCAGCUGGGACCCCGCUCACAAACCAGCACUAUCUACUCGCUUCUAAAGGCGAGAUGUACGGAGCCGAUCAUGGCCUUUCGCGCCUGCAGGCUGAGGUCAUAGCCACCAUGCGUUCUCAGACCCCGAUCCCAAAUCUUUACCUGACAGGGCAGGAUGUCUUUCUCUGUGGCUUCGUAGGAGCCUUGCAUGGAGCCAUCUUCUGCGCCAGCUCUGUCCUGCAGCGCAACCUGUUCUUGGAUCUGAUGCAGCUGACCAAAGCUGUGCAAGCAAAAGACUCCAAGAAGAAUGAUUGAGCUACUUGGGCCCAGUCAUCCAGAGCCCUUCUGCCCCACACUCCUGUCCUCACCCAGAUCCAGCAACCUGGCAGCUGGCCAUUUCCCAUGGUUAGCAGCAGGGCCCUUUAUGUCUUUCAAUAUGGAUCAAAAAAGCAAAUAAAAGGCAGAGAAGGAAA